AGUUUCCGUCUGCUUCCUUUCCCUCUCUAUCCAUUUAAACCCCCUCCCACUUUUUCCACUUUCUGCUCAUAAUCCACCUCGUAAAACAACAUGUCAAUUUCACUCACUUUCUCUUCAAUCUUUCUCCUCCGAUCAUCCACCACCACCACCGCGCCGCUACAUAUUCCGGCCACUACUUUUUUAUGUCCUGCCACCACUUCUGGUAUAUGGCCCUCCUGGAAACAGGUUAUAUCUACUUCACUUCUUCAAUGCAAAGCUGUGUCCAAAUCCCGUGCCCAAGGAUACACAGAUGUGCUUCGAAAUGAUUUUCAAGUGAUAAAAUGGCCGGAAAUUGUGGAGGAUGACACAGAAAAAGAUCCUCUUAAGGAAACGAAGACAGAGGACAGGAUAAGGGAACUCGUAGAAUCGAUACGAUGGAUGUUAUGUUCUAUGGAAGAUGGAGAAAUAAGUGUAUCGGCUUACGACACGGCUUGGGUGGCUCUGGUGGAAGAUAUAGGUGGAAGUGGUGCACCCCAAUUCCCUAGCAGCCUUUAUUGGAUUGUGAAUCACCAGCUCGAUGAUGGUUCAUGGGGCGACAUGGCCACCUUUACGGCUCAUGACAGGAUAAUUAACACAUUAGCAUGUGUAGUUGCAUUGAGAUCAUGGAACAUGCACCCUGACAAAAGUGAAAAAGGGAUAAAAUUUAUCAGAGAAAAUAUGGACAAGCUUGAAGAUGAAAAUGCUGAGCAUAUGCCUAUUGGGUUCGAACUGGCAUUUCCAUCACUAAUUGGAAUAGCCAAAAAGCUAGAAAUUGAUAUUCCAUAUGACUCUCCAGUCUUGAAAGAAAUCUAUGCUAAACGAAGUUUAAAGCUCAAAAGGAUACCGAAAGACAUAAUGCACAAGGUACCGACUACAAUACUCCAUAGCCUGGAAGGAAUGCCAGACUUGGAUUGGCAAAAGUUAUUAAAAUUACAGUCUUCAGAUGGCUCAUUUCUGUUUUCACCAUCCUCCACUGCCUUUGCACUCCAGCAGACUAAAGAUGAUAAUUGCCUCAAAUAUCUAACGAAAGCUGUCAAAAAAUUUAACGGCGGAGUUCCCAAUGUCUAUCCUGUGGACUUGUUCGAGCACAUUUGGGCUGUAGACCGGUUGCAACGACUAGGAAUUUCUCGGUUUUUCCAGAAAGAAAUUGAGGAAUGUAUGGAGUACGUUCACAGGUAUUGGACAAAUAAAGGAAUCUGCUGGGCAAGAAAUUCUGAAGUUCAGGACAUUGAUGACACGGCAAUGGGUUUCAGACUUCUGAGGUUGCAUGGAUACGAAGUUUCUGCAGAUGUAUUCAAACACUUUGAGAAUGGUGGAAAGUUCUUCUGUUUCGCUGGACAGUCGAACCAGGCUGUUACAGGAAUGUAUAAUCUGUAUAGGGCUUCUCAGGUAAUGUUUCCAGGAGAAAACAUACUUGCAGAAGCAAAGAAAUUCUCAGCCAAAUUUUUGCAAGAGAAAAGAGCCAAUAAUGAGUUAUUGGAUAAAUGGAUUAUAACCAAAGACUUAACAGGAGAGGUCGGAUAUGCACUAGAUGUGUCGUGGUAUGCCAGCUUACCUCGGGUGGAAACAAGAUUUUACUUGGAACAAUACGGUGGUGAAGAUGACGUUUGGAUCGGCAAAACUUUGUACAGGAUGGGAUAUGUUAACAACGACACGUAUCUUGAGCUAGCAAAAUUGGACUACAAUAAUUGCCAGGAAUUGCACCAGCUCGAGUGGAGAAGCAUUCAGAAAUGGUACACUAAGUACGAUCUUGGAGAGUUUGGAAUGAGCGAAGGAAACCUUCUCCUAGCAUACUAUUUGGCUACUGCGAGUUAUUUUGAGCCAGAGAAGUCAAAAGAGCGGCUAGCUUGGGCUAAAACCACCAUUCUAAUGGAGACCAUUGCUUCGUACUUUGAUCGGAAACCUAUUCACAAAAAAGCAUUUAUUGAUGAGUUUUUACAUGGAAACGACCUCAACUAUGCAAAUGGAAGGAGGUACAGAACAAGACACAGACUGGUAGACACUCUACUUGGAACCCUAAACCAGCUCUCACUGGAUACAUUGUUGGCUUACGGAAGAGACGUUAAUCAACAAUUGCAUCGGGCGUGGGAUAAAUGGAUACGGAGCUGGGAAGGUGGUAGUGACGUGGGCCAAGGAGAAGCAGAGUUGCUCGUGCGUACUCUAAAUUUGAUCAGUGAUCUCAAUAAUCACUGGGCGUCACAUGAGUUAUUAUCAUCUCAGCCUAAAUAUCAACAACUCUUGGAUAUCACCAAUAGAGUGUGUCAUCGACUUCGUCUGUGUCAACACAAAAAGGUAACUGGUACAAAUGGCUGCAUCACAACCGUCCAAAUAGAAUCCGACAUGCAAGAACUACUAAAAUUAGUGUAUACCAAAUCCUCAGACGACAUUGAUACCGACACUAAGAAAACAUUUCUUAAUGUUGCUAGGAGUUUCUACUAUGCUGCCUAUUCUAGCCCGGGAACUAUAAAUUUUCAUAUUGCCAAGGUACUCUUUGAAAGAGUACGCUGAAUUUGUGUGUAUAGAUAUUAUUUCUUCAUAUACAUAUAUAUAGAGAGAGAGAGCGAGAGAGAGAGAGGUGCAAAAAUAGGUAAAUGUU
Messenger RNA from Olea europaea var. sylvestris, 2614 nucleotides. RefSeq names its product ent-copalyl diphosphate synthase, chloroplastic-like. Gene Ontology annotation, cellular component: chloroplast. The coding region runs from base 91 to 2526 and encodes 811 amino acids. The record is from RefSeq and is a predicted model, not a curated record. Gene Ontology annotation, biological process: gibberellin biosynthetic process. NCBI's taxonomy places the organism in Eukaryota, Viridiplantae, Streptophyta, Magnoliopsida, Lamiales, Oleaceae. Gene Ontology annotation, molecular function: terpene synthase activity; magnesium ion binding. The transcript is spliced from 15 exons.